Messenger RNA from Gracilinanus agilis (Agile Gracile Mouse Opossum), 735 nucleotides. RefSeq names its product protein ZNF365-like. Gene Ontology annotation, biological process: regulation of neuron projection development; regulation of double-strand break repair via homologous recombination; telomere maintenance. NCBI's taxonomy places the organism in Eukaryota, Metazoa, Chordata, Mammalia, Didelphimorphia, Didelphidae. Gene Ontology annotation, cellular component: centriolar satellite. Bases 1 to 735 code for a protein of 244 amino acids. The transcript has a single exon. The record is from RefSeq and is a predicted model, not a curated record.
AUGCAACAGAAGGCUUUUGAGGAAAAUCGAUACCCCUGGCAAGAGUCCUUCGACAAUGUCGCCGUGUGCCUGCCCUUCCGCUGCCCGCGGUGCGGAGAUCGCAGCCGCUUCAGAAGCUUGUCCUCCUUGAGGGCCCACCUCGAGUUCAGCCACAGCUACGAAGAGAGGAGCCUCGUCACGAAAUGCAGCCUUUUUUCUCCCCUCAAAGACCCGGACCUGAUCACGUCCUCGGAGCCCCUGAAACAGGGCAAACUGGGGAGCGGCGGCCGAGCGGUCAAGCAGAAGGCAAACUACGUGAACUUGUGCCACCUGUCCCGGGAGAACCUGCGAGAGAGGAAGUCCCUCCAGUUGGUGGCGGAGAGACCCGUGUCCUUCGUGCCCAUCUACACCUCCAUAGACUCCUUAGGGGGCCCCCGGGCCAGCCCUGGGCUGCCCACCACGGAUGCCAAAGCUUCCUUUGAGGCCCACGUGAGGGAGAAGUUCAAUCGGAUGGUCGAGGCGGUGGAUAAGACCAUCGAGAAGAGGAUCGACAAGUUGACCAAAGAGCUCACGCAAAAGACGGCGGAACUUUUGGAAGUUCGGGCUGCGUUUGUGCAGCUGACUCAGAAGAAGCAAGAAGUUCAGAGGCGGGAGAGAGCCUUGAACCGGCAGGUGGAUGUGGCCGUGGAGAUGAUUGCGGUGCUGCGGCAGCGGCUCACCGAAUCCGAGGAAGAGCUUCUCCGGAAGGAAGAGUGA